GGUGUUAUGUACACGUGCGUCGUGUAGAAUGUUUAUGUUUGUCAACGUCGUAGGAGGGCGAUGCGUGAUAGAAAGAAAACUGGCGAUUUUUGUUAUUGUGGGAUGUGACUGACGGUGUUCAAGAAUGUCGCGUUUAGUAGUAAAGAACCUUCCACAGAGUGUCACAGAAGAGAAGAUAAGGAAAAUAUUUAGUGAAAAGGGUGUAAUUACUGAUGUGCAACUGAAAUAUACAAAAGAUGGAAAAUUUCGCCGUUUUGGGUUUAUUGGCUAUAAAACAGAAGAGGAAGCUCUGAGAGCAUUAGAAUAUUUCAAUAAUACUUGUAUCAAUGCUUCAAGGAUAAAAGUGGAGAUCUGUGCUGGCUUAGGUGAUCCAACAAAACCAAAAGCAUGGAGCAAGUAUUCAUUUGAUAGUUCUGCAUAUAAGAAAAGUCAUGAGACAACAGAUGCUGUGAAUGAAGAUGGCAAGGAAAAAAGUAACUCAGGCAAAAAACCAAGAGACAACAUAAUCAAGGAAGUGCUUGAUAAGCAUAAAGAUGAUCCACUAUUUGCUGAAUUUAUGGAAGUACGUGCAAAAACAUCUAAGAUACCAUGGAAUAAUGAUAUUCUCAUUUCUAAACCUGAGAAUGAAAGAACACUUGCUAUCCAUGACAGCAAACAUUCAGAUGAUUCCGGCAAUGAAAGUGAAGGUGAAGAACAGCAAUCAGAGGAUGUGAAAACUUUGAGUAACAAUGACAGUGUGGCAAAGAAGAAUAUAUCUGAUCUUGAGUACCUGAAGCUGAAGACAGUGAAAAAUGAUGACCAUACAGAUGUUCCACCAUCUGGAGAUAUUCUGCAAAAGAAGAAGAAUGACAAACCACUUCAAAAAUUCUUUACUGUCAAAGUCCGUGGGUUGGCCAUCAGUGCUAAAAAGAAAGACAUAAAACAGUUCUUUCAUCCAUUGAAGCCAAAAUCAAUCAGAAUUCCUGUCAAAAUAAAAGGAAUAGCAUAUGUCUGUUUCAAAACAGAAAAGGAAAUGAAGCAGGCUUUAGUAAAAAACAAGAGCUUUCUGGCUGGUCGAAGAAUAUGGGUUCUGAAAUACAUUUCAAAAUCUGAAGAAAGAGCUGAAGAAAAUCUGCAUGAGAAUAAAUGGAAGGAGCAAGAAAAUACCUUGAAAAAUGAAGAAACAAUUGCUGAAUCAGGGAGAAUAUUUAUCAGAAAUCUUUCAUACACUGUCACAGAAGAUGAUAUUGAAAAAUUAUUCAGUAAAUACGGACCUCUUACGGAAGUUGUUAUGCCUGUUGACAGGCUUACCAGAAAAACAAAAGGGUUUGCAGUAGUGACUUUCUUGAUGCCUGAACAUGCAGCUAAAGCGUAUACGGAACUGGAUGGAUCUGUUUUUCACGGCAGAAUGCUACACUUACUACCAGGAAAAGCAAAAAAGACUUUGGAAGAGAUGUUACAAAUGGAGGGCCUUACCUUCAAGCAGAAAAAGAUGUUGAAAAUGAAGGCAGAAGCAGCAUCUUCACACAACUGGAAUACUUUAUUUUUGGGUCAGAAUGCUGUAGCUGAUGUUAUAGCAGACACAUACAACACUACAAAAGACAAGGUCUUGGAUCCAAGAGGACCUGAAAGUUUAGCUGUCCGUCUUGCUUUGGGAGAAACACAGAUAGUGACAGAGACAAGAGAUUUCCUAAUUGAAAAUGGUGUUCAUCUUGAUGCUUUUAACCAGGCCCCGAAAGCGAGAUCCAAGACUGUAAUUUUAGCUAAGAAUUUGCCUGCAAAGACAAGCUUACAAGAAAUCAAAAAUCUAUUCAGUAAAUAUGGAGAGCUGGGAAGAGUGAUUUUACCACCAAGUGGAGUUACAGCAAUUAUUGAAUUCUUGGAGCCUUCAGAAGCACGAACAGCUUUCAUGAAGUUAGCAUACACAAAAUUUAAGCAUCUCCCUCUUUAUUUAGAGUGGGCUCCCUCAGAUGCUCUGAAGGAAGCACAAAUGAAAAAAGAUGAUUCAGUACAUCAAGCAGUGAAUGAAGAAGAGAGUAAGGGGGAAAACAGCAUUUGUGUUGCAACCAAAACUGUGAAAGAGAGUGAUAAACUGACUAAAAAGUCUGAUUUUGCAAAGGAAACUGAUGAGUGUGAGGAGGAUGAUGAACCUCCUGAACAGGAUACAGUCUUGUUCAUUAAAGGUCUUAAUUUCAACUCAAGGGAAAAAGAUGUGAUAGAGCAUUUCAGACAUUGUGGUCCAGUACAUUAUGUGACAAUUGCAAUGAAAAAAGAUCCAAAAAGCCCAGGGAAGAUGCUAUCAAUGGGAUAUGGCUUUAUUCAGUUUAAGCAUAAGGAAAGUGCCGAUAAAGCCUUAAAGACACUCCAGCAUUCUGUUAUUGAUGGCCAUAGCAUUGAACUGAAGCGUUCAAACAGGACACUAAAAAAUGAAGUUGUUACAGCCAGGAAGAAAACUAAAAUUGGAAAGCAAACUGGAACAAAAAUCUUGGUUCGCAAUGUUCCUUUUCAAGCUACGAAGAAGGAAAUCUUUGAUCUCUUCAAGACUUUUGGUGAACUUAAGGCUGUCCGUCUUCCUAAAAAGAUGGUAGGCACUGGACAACACAGAGGUUUUGCAUUUAUUGACUAUCACACAAAGCAUGAUGCAAAGAGAGCAUUUAAGACACUUUGUCAGAGCACACAUUUAUAUGGUCGACGACUUGUGCUGGAGUGGGCAGAAACUGAGGAGAAUGUUGAUGAACUAAGGAAGAGAACUGCUGAGCAUUUCCUAGAUGAGCUGCCUAGCAAGAAUCUAAGGAAAAGUACAGUUUCAAUUGAAGAAAUGGAAAAUAGCUGAGGAAUGAAAACUAGUUUUCAAUAUAGGUAGUGGAAAUGUGACAUAGGUAGUGGAUGACAUCAUGGAUUGAAAAUGUGCUUUGUAUUCAGUCACUGAGUAAAUCGGUGAAUUCUUUCAGUUAAUUUUAUACAAUCUGCAUGUAAAUUAAGUAAAAAUAUUCAAUACUUUGUACAAAUAUAUUAUUUCUCUAUGAAA
Messenger RNA from Schistocerca serialis cubense, 3007 nucleotides. RefSeq names its product probable RNA-binding protein 19. The record is from RefSeq and is a predicted model, not a curated record. Lineage: Eukaryota; Metazoa; Arthropoda; Insecta; Orthoptera; Acrididae. Gene Ontology annotation, molecular function: RNA binding. The coding region runs from base 125 to 2812 and encodes 895 amino acids. The transcript has 17 exons.